UUUCCCCUCGGAGGUGGUGUGGAGUGGGGAGAGGGACUUACAGUGCUGUUUUGUCCAAAGAAAUGAUUCCCAUAAUAUUCUCUUUCAAUUUCCACAUGCUGAGCCUUUUUAAAUCCUAGAUUGCAGUCCAGUAACCCCAGAAACAGUUACUCACUCUUUCCUUGGACAGUUUGGAUCUUGGUAGUUUGAGUCACAAUUAGCUUUGGUAUCUUGGAACCCUAGUCAAAAUUGCCAAGUUAACAUCAGGAUGCUACACCAGUGUAUAUAGAUCUCUGUUCAACUCAUUCCGUCUUCUUUCUCAACCUACAGCUGUGACUGUCCCAGUGGGUGGAAGGGAGCGUUCUGCACGGAGAUGGUUUCCACCUGUGACCCUGAACAUGACCCUCCACACAACUGUAGCAAAGGAGCCACUUGUGUUCCAUUGCCUCAUGGAUACACCUGUCGCUGUCCUCUGGGAACCACUGGAAUCUACUGUGAACGAGCCUUAUCUGUAAGUGACCCGUCUUUCAGAAGCCAUGAAUUAUCCUGGAUGUCUUUUUCUUCCUUUCGCAUUCGAAAAAGGACGCAUAUUCAAUUGCAGUUCCGGCCUCUUUCUGCAGAUGGCAUCCUAUUUUAUGUGGCACAAAACUUAAAAGCACAAUCAGGUAAAGUUGGUAGGAUCUUUGUUUGCAGGAAAAAAAAAGUCUUAAUGAAUUCCUAAUAGCCUAUUAAGUAAUGCACAACGGACUAUUUUAAUUUUAAGCUACCUAGCCAAUAAAAUAUGUGAACACUUGAACUUUUAUGCUGUAUCGUCACUGCAAGUAUGUUUAUGAAUUGACUCCCUAAAUAUGUUAAUAAAAUAGCAAGAGCUUUGUUAGAAUUAAAGUUAACAAAAUCCAAACAUAGUGUAUGCUCAACUUUAGAACAACCCCAUCAAAAAAAGAAAUUGAAGCCAUGCAUGAUAGUCUGAUGUCAAAAGGGACAAAAUCUGAAUAUAAAAGAUAAAGGAAAGGAAGGCAUGGCUGAUAUAUUUCUAGAAAAUUCAUUCACACUUCUAGCUCCAAAAUAUUUUAAAUUGUUCUGUCAUCUCAAUAGUAAACCUAGGAUCUGCAUUCCAAAAUAAGUUUAUAAAAAUCAUUUUUAACUAUUAAAGUUGCAUAAUUAUCAUAAAACAAUAUGCAAUAAAAUAUCCAAGUAGUAUGCUCCAAUUUGAAAAAUUGAUCUUUGUGUUUUUAUUACUUUAUUCUUGAUUUUCAUUUUCAUAUCUGCCUCCAGAACUUUGACAAAGGCAUUUGCAUAGAUACAUUUCUACUUCAAAAUAUUUUUAAAAUUUUACAUUUAAGCUUUUCUUUUAUCUUGUUUCUCAGAAAAUGAAAUUUUGGUAUUGAGAAAUAAUUAAAUCUGUUUAUUUUGUUUCUCAUAGUCAACAAAAAUGGUGCCCUCAUUUUCAAAUCUAAUCUAAGUAGUUUUUUUAAGGGUAUCUUACUGUGCUGCUAAAUGAUGAGAAGAUCAGAUAAUCAGACCAAAGUGUUUCCAUCUCAAUGCACUGGCGAAAUACCUUCAAAAUAAUUUCAAGGAGAAAAGAUGAUAAUUUCAAAGAAAAAAGAUAACACGAUUGACCUACAAAAUAUACCUUCGAAGAUAUUUGUUCCCCUGAGAUUUCAUAUUUGGUUUUAAAUUCAUGAUUAAUUUAAAUCUCCCUGUGAAAAUGCCAAAUGGGAAAAUCACAUGCAAACAGAAAAUUUCUGUUUAUAAAUCAAGAGACAUUAAAAGUCAGUUUCAGUUAUUUUACUCCUAAAAAACCCGACGUUAACCUUUGUAUGAUAAUGGCAGAAAAUCAAGGGAUAUUCAGGCCAUUCUGUCACUGGCCAAGAAUGUUGUACCAUAGUUUUAUAAUCAGUACAGUGCAUAUAUAUUUGUGUUUAUGUAUAGAGAAUCAAAAGCUCAUACACACCAACACACACAGAGGGGUAAGAGCACAUGUUGUUACACCUGUUAUUAAGUGGCAUUGUAUUUCAGGUGGUGACAGUCAAGAUUUUCCUUUUUUUCUGCCAUUAGAUACUAUUUACAAAGAGAGCUGAAAACAGAUUUACUAGUUUCAUGUAAUGAUUGGUGCUGUGUCUGACACUUACGUAAGGAAAUCAUGAAAACUUUAAAAUAGUACAGACCUAAACUUCACAUUCUCAGCCUUAGAUUGACCUAAAGGUAAUCAUCAGAUGAAAGGCAUAAGCUUAUUAGCAAUCAGGUGGUGUAAUCAAGUGAUGAAGUAGGCUUCAUCUAUUCAAGGUUGCAUAGAAUGCAGGUGGCUGUCCUGUACUUUGUACCUUUCUGAGGAGCCACCUCUGACAGAUUCCAGCUCAUCCUCUAGUAAGAGGAGCUGUCAGUUAAAAACACCCACACACUUAAUGCACAAUGUCAAAAACCGCAAAUUUAGAUUUUCAGCAGCCAAUUAGGUUUUCAUAUGUGGAAAACCAAAUUCUCAAUUAACAAGGUUUCUGUGUCUCCUUAGAGGUUAAUAAUUUGAAUCAUCUCAAAUAGUGUAAACUUAAAAUAACUUGAAAAUUAUCCUAGUUCACUUUAGAUCUCUGACUUUGGAAAGAGAUUUUAAAGAGAGAAGUCCUUGGCACCUGCUUAUCUGUUUCUGCUAUGUAUUUAAUACCUUAACAUGAGUUUUUGGACACAUAAAAAAUACCAAUAUUAUGUUAAGCAUAAAUUAAUCACAGAUAGCCUGAAUUCAUCUUGAUAUAGUUACAAUCCUCCCAGACAAAUGUGUAUUUAAAAAGCCUAGUCAUCCACAACAUAAAGUUAAAGCAAUUCAAACAAUAAAAGACAAAUAAAAUUAGUUAAUAUUACCUUUGCUUUCCUUCUCUAGAGAAAAAUAUAAAACUUCCCUAAUAGGCUGCACCUGUAUCUCUUCCCAAAUGUUAGGUCCUACAGGUCUCUUUGACCUGUGAUGUGCACUGGGGAAGGCAGGGGAUGGGUGUGGGCAAGGGCAGCACGGACGGAGGGCCCGGCCCAGGCACGGUAGUAGCCGAAGUGAAUUCAUUCAUGAUCUUUCAAUCAUUUACGAGCUGUUCCUGGUAAGGACUGUCCACUAGCGGUGGACUUUUAACAUUUACUUUAAUGUCAAUCUGAACUCAUGACCCGUGACUACAGCACCAUAUUCUAGUCAACUAAAAGGCCCGCAUGACAAAAAGUUGCUAAUUCAGCUACAAGAGCAAUUUUAGCUUCCAAGGCCACAGAAGGAGAGAAACCCCCCCUUUUUUUUUUUUUUUUGCCAACUCUUCAUAAGACAAGAACACAGCAGCAAAGCCAUGUUACAAUAAGCCUUCCUUGGCAGCAGCUACUCUCCUUGCUCUUUCUGCUGGUUGGCAACUUGACCAGCGAUGUCGCAGAUCCCAGCUUCAGCCUUCCGAAUCAGUUUUUAGAUUCUUUUUAUUCCAGUGUAGCUCUUCACUGUAAGAUUGUUUACUAUAGGACACUCUACAACACAAGUAGCAAGAAAAACUCCUUCCAUAAUCCUGAGAAAGAGAAUUGGUUUUAGCCACUGGCAGGCCACAAAGUAUACUCAGAAUGCUAUAAAUUUUUAAAACUUAAUAUCAAUUAUGUUUCAUUGUUCUAGUUUCUUGUGGUAUAAAAAAUUUAAAUGAUUCAAUUUGUAUUCAAUUUUUUCUUAUAUAACCUAAGUGUAUAAUGCUGCUUCUCUUUCCUUAGACUUAAAAUGCUGUUGAUGUUAGAAAAUAAACUUGAGUUUUUUCCAUUUGUUAGGAAGCUUUUGAAAAACAAUUUACAUAUUAUUAUGUGAAAAAGAUGUUUUAUUUUUUGCUUUCAGCCGAAAACUAGUAUUUGAAAAAUACUCCAAAUCAUCCACCCCACCUUCAUGUAAAGGUAUUCUUAAUUCACCAAUUAUUUAUUGAGCAUCUAAUUAUGUGCUCAGUGCUGUGCCAGGUGCUGGGGAUAAACUAUCAGCCAAAUCACACACACACCCUGUUCUCAUGAAGCUUCUGAGCUGGUGGAUGAGUCAGCUACUAAUCAGAUAAUGACAGAUGUAAUAACAGAGAUUAUAUUGACUAGAAAUUCUCUCUGACGAAAAUGAUUAAACCAGAGAAUCAUACUUUGCAUGGGCUCGUACACUUUUCUCAGGUGGAAAUGUUAGGAGGACGACCCUAGCUGCCAGGUCUCCCCACCGACCUGCACGGUCUGUGCGGACCAGCAGGGGGAGCAGAAAGGAAGGACGCUGUUUGCAGGAGGGAGGUGAGACAGCGCGGCAUUGAGGAAGGGGGAAGAGAAUAGGAGUAUGUGCCAAGAAACUUCCCUGGGAAAGGAAAGGAAAGAAUGUUUUACUGGUUGUGAAGUGCUAGGGGGAAGGGAAAUGCUGUCUUGAGGAAGCUUUCUGCAUGGUUUGUUGCGUAGACCACUUGGCUAUGGUCUCGAAGGGCUCCCUUCUUUUCCCAGGCAUGUGGAGUUGCAUUUACUUUUCCUCUGGAUGCCUCGCUGCAACUUCAUACACAUGCCAGGUCAGAUUUGUUCACACAUGCCUGUACAAUUAUAAAGUGAGAUAAAUAUUGUGAAGGAGAGAAACAUAUUGCUAUUAGUCACUAAUAGGAAGAACCUAGCCCACUCUGGGGAAUCAAGGAAGACUUCACUGAGGAAGAGGCGUUUGAUCUGGGACCUGAAAGGUAGGUAGCAGUUACCUAGAUGAGGUGGAGGAGCAUCGCAAAAAGAAAACAUGCACAAAGGUGAUGAAAGCCUGACAAGGUCAGUGUUGCUGGAAUAAAGAGGAGGAAUGGGGCAAUACACUCCAGGUCAAGCUGGAGAGGGGCCCAGAACCCACAGAGCCUGAUGGCUAUGUAAAAGAUUGUAGGUUCUUAUCCCAACAGUGAGUGCCAUUAAAGGGUAGCAUAAUGAUCAGACUUUCAUUUGAAAAGAUCACUUUCACUUCAGCGUAAAUUAGAAAAUUAAUCAGAAAGGAAGGAGAGUCCGGAGCCUCUAGCAAUAGAUCAAGCCAGAGAUGACAGUAAAUUUAACUAAGGUGGCAGGAGCGAAGCAGACAGAAUCGAGAUGUUUACAAUGAACAAGAUGCUAAUAAGUCAUGUGAUUAUCGACUAUCUUGUGAUAAGUUAUGUGUGUAGCAAAGAAAGGAUGGUAUCAAGGAUCACACCUAAAUUUUUGGUUUGAAAAACUGGAUGAGUCACUCAACUCACUGAGUUUAGGUAGACUGGAAGAAGCCAGGCGUACGGGAGGAGGUUAACAAACGGAGACAUGAGCUCCAGAGCUUGAGGUGCCUUUAAAACACCAGAGCAGAGAUCUCAACUGGGGAUUUGUACUUGUGUACUUGUAGACAGAACUGGAUGCCAAGGUCAGGGCUGAAACUUGGGAGAGCAUAAAAUAUAAGAAAGGGUUUUCAUAGCACCACUAUCAACUGCUCUUAUUUCUUUUACCUGCCUCCCCAAUUUAUGCCAAAAACAGAAUCAGUGGCUUGCAGUAAAACAUCCAACUUACUCAUUUUUACACUUUCACCCGUAACUAAAAUCAUCAAAGCAAAACCUCACUGUAACUUGGUACCACAGUACAUUCAUUCAGUGCGAAAUAUUUACAACUAGGGACUACUUAUGUGGCCAAAUCCUGAACAAAAGAAUAGAGGAUAUGUGUAUGAAUGUAUACCCGCAUACUUCUACCUAUAAAUGGAAACGAAAGUCUCCAACAUACUUGUGAUCAAGAUUUUGUUACUUUCUUUUCCAAAACCAAAACUUAUUCAAGCAGCCAGAGAGGGCAAGAGUAGUUAAUGGAGUAACAUUUUACUGUUCCUAAUUAAACUAGUUGUUUUCUUUCUUAACAGGUGAUUUUUUAUGUAUCUCUUUAGUAAAUGGUUCUGUUCAACUUCGCUACAACCUUGGUGACAGAACGAUCAUUCUAGAAACUCUCCAAAAAGUAAAUAUGAAUGGAAGUACUUGGCAUGUAAUUAAAGCAGGAAGAGUUGGUGCAGAAGGCUACUUGGAUCUGGAUGGGAAAACUGUAACAGAAAAAGCCAAGGCUGAAAUGAACUCCCUGGACACAAAUACUGACUUCUAUAUAGGAGGAGUGUCAUCCUUAAAUCUUGUAAAUCCCAUGGCAAUAGCAAAUGAACCUGUAGGUUUUCAAGGUUGUAUCCGAGAAGUAAUUAUAAAUAAUCAAGAACUACAGUUAACUGAAUUAGGAGCAAAAGGUGGUUCAAAUGUAGGUGACUGUGAUGGGACAGCCUGUGGGUACAACGUGUGCAGAAAUAGGGGUGAAUGUGUAGUAAACGGCACGACUUUUUCUUGCCAAUGUUCGCCACCUUGGGCUGGAAAUACAUGUGAACAGUCUGCGUACUGUUUGAAUAAUCUUUGUCUCCACCAGUCUCUGUGUGUACCCGACCAGUCUUCUUCUUACCGUUGUUUGUGUACUUUAGGUUGGGAGGGAAGGUAUUGUGAAAACAAAAUUUCAUUUUCAACUGCAAAAUUUAUGGGUAAUUCUUACAUUAAAUACAUUGAUCCGGAUUACAGAAUGAGAAACCAUCACUUCACUACUGUAUCCUUAAAUUUUAGUACUACUGAAACAGAAGGCUUAAUUGUAUGGAUAGGGAAGGCUCAAAAUGAAGAAAAUGAUUUUCUGGCAAUUGGUCUCCAUAAUCAGUCCUUAAAAAUUGCAGUUAACUUAGGAGAAAGCAUCUCUGUACCUGUGAUUUAUAGCAAUGGCACAUUCUGUUGUAAUAAAUGGCACCAUGUAAUUGUAUCUCAAAAUCAGACUCUUAUUAAGGCCUACCUAGAUGACAAUCUAAUUCUCUCCGAGGAUAUCGAUCCACACAAAAAAUUUGUUGCUCUAAACUAUGAUGGUAUUAGUUAUCUAGGUGGCUUUGAAUAUGGUCGAAAGGUAAAUACUGUUACUCAAGAGAUUUUCAAGAGAGAUUUUGUUGGCAAAAUUAAAGAUGUAUUUUUUCAGGAUUCAAAAAAAAUUGAGUUAAUUAAGUCAGAAGGAUACAAUGUUUAUAAUGGAGAUGAACAAAAUUAGGUUACACGAACUACUACUGGCAAUUAUAAUCUAUAAAAUAUACAUGUAAAUGUAGUUAUUUUGGCAGUUAUUUCUUUGGCACAUUGUUUACUGGAAAUUGUUUACUAUUACCUGAGAUAGUCUAAAUGCUAUCAUCUUUUAUAUAAGCUUACAAAAUAUAGCUAAAGAAAAGAUUCUGGUCAUUUUCCCUAUAUUCAAUUUAUCUGUAAAUAUGUUAAUUCCUAAGUUUUCACUCCAUUAGUUCAUUUAGUGUUUAUUCAUUUGUGAAUUGUUUUCAAAUAAAAUUUAGGUGGGAAUGAAUCAGCAUUACAUACAAAGAAAAAUCAGAAAAUAAAAAUGCAACUUAUUAACUGAAGGAAAAAUAAAAAUUAUAUAAGGAAAUAUAACCAUAGUCUAUAGUAUGGCUCAGCUAUGAAUAGCUAUAUGAUUACAAUAAUGUGAAAUCUGAAUAUUGACUUAAACCAAAAAUUUUUAUAUUGACUGUGGGAAGGUGGAAGGUGGGGGGAAGGAGAGUUGGUUGGUGAGAGUUAAAUCCUUAUCUUCCACAGCAAGUUAUCAACUGAUAUCUCUGUAACAGAAAAAAUAGCUAUAUGUGCCACUUACAAGUAUGAAGGCAAAUAUCCUAAGAAAUGUCUAAAAGAAUUCAAAGUGGUUACUUCUGGAGAGCACAGCAGUGCAGACACUGUUGCAUUCUGUUUAUAAACCUUGUAAAAUUACCAUGUACUUAUACAACUGAUCAAACUUAAAAAUGAAACUUCAUUCAUGUUUAACUUUUCAAGUCUACAGGCCUCAAAAUUGGGCAUAAAACAGGUUCUGAAUAAUGCUAUUAAAAAUUAUUGUCCUGAUAAUAUCUGUACCAUUAAAAGUAUAACUUGAGAAAGUGCACGUUGCCCAAACACCAGUUACCGACACAAUUGUGAACAGCAUUCUCACCCCCAGCACUGCAGACUGGGAGUCAGUUAUCGCUGCUGUCAGCAUUUUCAGAGUUUGAUAUUGAUGACAACUUUGGCACCAAAAAAGCAACUGACAACACAUAACUGACACAAAGCACUAAUAGGUAGAAUAGGACGAUGUGGAGAAAGAAAAUCUUGGUAUAAGCAGCAUGUAAAGCUUGAAGGGAAAAAUACAUAAUUAUUAAAUGGAGAAAAAUCUUUAGGAAGAAGACUGAUGCAUAGAUAGCUUCUCAAUGCUAUUAAAAAG
Molecule: messenger RNA, 8208 nt
Organism: Equus caballus (horse)
Lineage: Eukaryota; Metazoa; Chordata; Mammalia; Perissodactyla; Equidae
Source: RefSeq, a predicted model, not a curated record